AUGAGUGUUCUCUCCAGCUCCCAUCAAUCAUGGAAGACUCUGAUUCUCGCGAGUCAUUGUUGCACAACAUUGCGUCAUAUCAAAUCGACCCAUGCUCUAUUCAUCAUCCAUGGCCUCCAUCGCAACACUUACGCAACUAGCAAACUUCUCACUGCUUUUCUCCCUCUUCCCAAUUUGGACACACACUUUCACUACGCCUCCACUGUAUUCGAUUCCAUUCAGUUUCGUAACUCAUUCGUUUACGAUACCAUGAUCAGAAUGUGCUCUCGAAGCUCUCUGCCUCAAUUGGGUUUACGGUAUUUCCGACUAAUGCUUAGAGAAGACGACGAAGAUAUAGCUCCCAGUUAUCUCACGUUUCAUUUCUUGUUGGUCGUUUGUUUGAAUGCUUAUUUCUUCUCUGUGGGUAAGCAAAUCCAUUGUUGGGUCAUGAAAAAUGGUGUCUUUUCGUCGGACGGUCAUGUGCAGACAGGAAUCAUGCGGCUUUAUGUUGAAGAGAAACUGUUGUCAGAUGCCCACAAAGUGUUCGAUGAAAUUCCUCACCCGGAUGUUGUGAAAUGGGAUGUUUUGAUGAAUGGGUAUGUUAGAUGCGGUUUAGGAUCCGAGGGUUUAAAGGUAUUCAAGGAGAUGUUGGCUCGAGGAACAGAGCCUGACAAAUUCUCAGUUACUACGGCGUUAACGGCUUGUGCACAAGCUGGGGCUCUCGCUCAGGGGAAGUGGAUUCAUGAGCUUUUGAAGAAGAAGAAGAAAUGGAUUGAAUCUGAUGUAUAUGUAGGAACGGCACUUGUUGACAUGUAUUCCAAGUGUGGUUGCUUAGAGAUGGCGAUGGAAGUCUUCGAAAAGUUGACUCGGAGGAAUGUCUUCUCAUGGGCAGCCUUAAUUGGAGGAUAUGCAGCUUAUGGUUAUGCUAAGGAAGCUAUUACGUGUUUGGAGCGGAUGGAACGAGAAGAUGCUAUUAAACCUGAUAGUGUAGUUCUUCUUGCGGUCUUAGCUGCUUGUGCUCAUGGAGGAUAUCUUCAAGAAGGCAAGUCAAUGUUAGAUAAUAUGGAAGCUCGAUAUGGAAUUACUCCAAAGCAUGAGCAUUACAGCUGUAUUGUAGAUUUGAUGUGUAGAGCUGGAAGAUUAGAUGAUGCAGUUGGUCUUAUAGAAAAAAUGCCCAUGAAACCUCUUGCAUCUGUUUGGGGUGCUUUACUAAAUGGUUGUCGAACGCACAAGAAUGUUGAACUAGGAGAAUUAGCUGUUAAGAAUCUUCUUGAGAUAGAGAAAGGAAAUGCUGAUGAAGAGGAAGCAGCUCUUGUUCAACUAUCUAAUAUUUACCUGGUUGUUGAAAGAAAUGCCGAGGCAUCUAAAAUUCGUCGGAUGAUAGGUCAGAGGGGAAUAAGAAAGGCACCAGGAUGCAGUGUGUUAGAGGUGGAUGGAAAUGUUACCAAGUUUGUUUCGGGAGAUUUGUCACACCCAAAUCUGCUGCAAAUUCACACAAUGAUUCAUCUCCUAUCUGUUGAUGCCUUGCAGAUUCUGUCGCACUAA
Messenger RNA from Arabis nemorensis, 1524 nucleotides. NCBI's taxonomy places the organism in Eukaryota, Viridiplantae, Streptophyta, Magnoliopsida, Brassicales, Brassicaceae. The record is from the annotation of a GenBank genome assembly.